Molecule: messenger RNA, 2150 nt
Organism: Laccaria bicolor S238N-H82
Lineage: Eukaryota; Fungi; Basidiomycota; Agaricomycetes; Agaricales; Hydnangiaceae
Exons: 5
Coding region: 101-1411 (436 amino acids)
Source: RefSeq, a predicted model, not a curated record
UAUUUAUCAUCAUCCUUUAGGUGAAGCGAGAAUUUUUCCCCUUCGCCCUAUUACUUUUUCUCUUCCUCCACCCUAGGGGUGCUUUCAACUGGCUGGUCUAAUGCUCACUCUAAUCCACGGAUCUUCCUGCGACGUCUGCGCUGAGGAAUAUGGCGCGCAACGUCUGCCCCAUUCCAUUCCCUGUGGCCACGUCCUGUGCGCGAGUUGUUGCACGACCAUAGUUGAAAAAACUUCCCCCCGGCUUUCACCUGUCUGUCCUUUUUGCCGCGUAAACUUCAACGGCGAUGACAUCCGGCUCAUUCGGAUGGAUUUCACAACGAGUGGUUGGAGUACGCCUAGACGCUUACCCACUGUUGAGUCGCAAUAUAGUGAUCUCACCAGUGAGUUUUUGGCGAGGAGGACUGAACGACUCUUGUCCCCAGAAGGUAACUCGAGGAUCCGACCCGAGGCCCGACGGCUGGAAGACAAGGUGGCCAAAGUCGCCGCAAAAAAAUGUUCUGUUGAGGAGGUCUCUGCUCUUCACAAAGAACUCGAGGGUUGGCUCUUGUCUGAGAAGGAUGACCAAACUUCAUCUCUUUUACUCAGCGCAGCUCUGCUGCGGGCCAUCCUCAUGAAUCAUUUAUCCCAUUCUGAGGCCAGUAAAAAUGCAAAAACAGUCGAGGCGAACCUCAAGGUGAAACUCGACGCCCUUGAAACUACUAACGGAACGCUAGAAUCUGAGUUACGACGAACACGACAACAAUAUACACAAAAAUCACAAGAAUGCCAACAAUUGCGAACUGAGGUUAACCAGUUGAAGGCGUUGGCUACCACUUUAGGGGUGCCAUCCCACGAUAUGCCGCCCCCGCCACCACAGUCGCCGACACCACCGUCAACUUCACCGGUGCCUCCCUAUAGCUCAUCAUCACAAUCACCUCUUUCACGAUUCAAUUCCACGCAUGUGAGAUCCGCCUCCAUGUCGUCACGACCUUCUACGCCCACUCCACCCGCCCGAUCCCAUACCCCCGCCGCUCCCCCGCCACGGUCACACACGCCUUCUCUCAGGCCGCAGACACCUUCUAUUCGGUCACAUACACCAAUGCGGUCUUACACUCCGGCCCCACCCGUACCGCCGAUGCCAAGGUACUCAACACCAACCCCGAUGUCGAUGAGGUCACACACUCCGGCUCCUCUAGUCCCGCCCAAACCCCGCCGCCUCUCGACACCCUCACCCCCCAAAAUGAUGCGUUCAGCCUCUGAAGAAAAAGCAGAUGCCCAUGAGCGCUGGAUACCCCCUUCCGCAGACCCUGACUCGUUCGAUUACUCGAACAAAUACAAGCCCGUCAGGCCACCAUCCCGUAUGGCCACCCCUAGCAUCUCUGCCUCUGCUGCCGCACGCUACAGAGAAAUGCAUGUCUAUUCCCCGACAUGAACGCUUUCACCCUCGGACAUAAUUCUAUUCUAGAAUUGAUUCUAUUGCGUGCAUGUAUCUUAUUUGCUUCCCAUUAGUUACCCACCCGUCUGCUUGGAUAUCCCUUUCCUCGUCUCCAUAUUCCCCUUACUCCCAAAUUCCCCUUGCUCCCAUAUUCCCCUUGCUCCCAUAUUCCCCUUGCUCCCAAUUCCCCUUCCCCCGUCUGCAUAUACCACCGCCUUAUCGCAACCGUUCUCGUCCCCCGUAGUUACCUGUGUGGAUCCACGUCUUCUAUUUAUCGCUGAGCUGGAUUCCGCCACCUUUUACUCACCCAUCAUUCCCAAUCGCCUUUCGACCUUCCUCUGCCACUUCCAUCGAUAGAUGGCUAGUUCGGCCCUUUUACACCCACUUUUUAAUCGUAGUACCUUUUUUAGCCUUUACAAUCUCUUUAUGGAGAGCGGCUGCUCUUCUUGCGUUUUUUCUCUCUUCCCUCUUUGCUGUCCCGUUUACCUUUUUUCCCCAUUUUUCCCCUGCUCUAGUCCUAUCUCGUGUUUUCUUGGUUAACUCCACUGUUUUCCUCUCUAGUAUUACUUAGUUAGCAUCGUACGUAGACGGCGGUUAGAGCCGCUCUCAUCUCUCUUCAUAUGUAGCAUUGUUUUUCCUUUUUUUGGAGACGUUCAUGCCUAUAUGCAAAAAAUUUAGUAUGCAUAUGGCAUUCGUACUUAUAGGUAGUUAUAUCAAUGUUAAUAGUUUCGCUGUG